Molecule: messenger RNA, 3166 nt
Organism: Cryptotermes secundus
Lineage: Eukaryota; Metazoa; Arthropoda; Insecta; Blattodea; Kalotermitidae
Product: heat shock 70 kDa protein cognate 4
Exons: 5
Coding region: 121-2070 (649 amino acids)
Biological process (GO): vesicle-mediated transport; protein refolding; cellular response to unfolded protein
Cellular component (GO): cytosol; cytoplasm; plasma membrane
Molecular function (GO): heat shock protein binding; misfolded protein binding; ATP hydrolysis activity
Source: RefSeq, a predicted model, not a curated record
AUGUUAACUUGUGCGGUGAACGAGCUGCGCUCGGCCAUUUCGAUACGAAGGAAGAGAGAGCGAAGGUAGCAGGUUUGUGACAAGUGUUAAAAGCUACAAAGCAAAAACCAAGCCCCAGGUAUGGCAAAAGCACCAGCAGUUGGUAUUGAUUUGGGUACAACCUACUCCUGUGUGGGUGUGUUCCAACAUGGCAAAGUGGAAAUUAUUGCCAAUGACCAGGGCAAUAGGACAACUCCUAGUUAUGUAGCCUUCACAGAUACAGAAAGAUUGAUCGGUGAUGCAGCAAAGAAUCAAGUGGCCAUGAACCCCAACAAUACAAUUUUUGAUGCAAAACGUCUUAUUGGCCGUCGGUUUGAGGACUCAACAGUGCAAGCUGACAUGAAACAUUGGCCAUUUACUGUUAUAAAUGAAACAGGGAAACCAAAGAUUCAAGUGCAGUACAAAGGAGAAAGUAAGACUUUCUUCCCUGAGGAGGUGAGCUCCAUGGUACUGACCAAGAUGAAAGAAACUGCAGAGGCCUAUUUGGGCAAAUCUGUAACUAGUGCAGUCAUCACAGUUCCUGCCUACUUCAAUGACUCCCAGAGGCAAGCCACCAAGGAUUCGGGUGCUAUCGCAGGACUAAAUGUCCUCAGGAUUAUCAACGAACCCACUGCUGCAGCCAUUGCCUAUGGUCUUGACAAGAAGGGUCAUGGGGAACGUAAUGUCCUUAUUUUCGACUUGGGUGGCGGUACCUUUGAUGUCUCCAUCCUUACGAUUGAAGAUGGAAUCUUCGAAGUCAAGUCUACUGCUGGCGAUACUCAUCUGGGUGGCGAAGACUUCGACAACCGAAUGGUGAACCACUUCGUCCAAGAAUUCAAGCGCAAAUACAAAAAGGACCUGACUUCCAACAAGCGUGCUGUUAGAAGACUGCGCACUGCCUGUGAGCGCGCAAAGCGCACGCUUUCUUCCUCCACCCAAGCCAGCAUUGAGAUUGAUUCACUGUUUGAGGGUAUCGACUUCUACACAUCCAUUACCCGAGCCAGGUUCGAGGAACUGAAUGCAGACUUGUUCCGCAGUACCAUGGAGCCAGUUGAAAAGUCCCUUCGAGAUGCCAAGAUGGACAAAGCACAGAUCCAUGACAUUGUCCUGGUUGGUGGAUCAACCCGUAUUCCAAAGGUACAGAAACUCUUGCAGGAUUUCUUCAAUGGGAAGGAAUUGAACAAGUCUAUCAACCCUGAUGAGGCAGUGGCAUAUGGUGCAGCUGUACAGGCAGCAAUUCUGGCGGGAGAUAAGUCUGAGGAGGUGCAGGACCUGCUUCUGUUGGAUGUGACACCCCUUUCUCUUGGUAUUGAGACAGCUGGAGGGGUGAUGACUGUGCUCAUAAAGCGCAACACGACCAUCCCCACAAAACAGACACAGACAUUUACUACCUACUCGGACAACCAACCAGGUGUCCUGAUUCAGGUGUACGAGGGUGAACGAGCGAUGACCAAAGACAACAACCUUCUUGGAAAGUUUGAGCUGACUGGUAUUCCUCCNGCACCACGUGGCGUUCCACAGAUUGAGGUCACAUUUGAUAUUGAUGCCAAUGGUAUUCUGAACGUGACUGCUGUGGACAAGUCAACAGGGAAAGAAAACAAGAUCACAAUCACCAAUGAUAAGGGCAGACUGAGCAAAGAGGAGAUAGAACGCAUGGUGAACGAUGCAGAGAAAUACCGAGCUGAGGACGAGAAGCAGAAGCAGACCAUUUCUGCCAAGAACGCCCUAGAGUCAUACUGUUUCAACAUGAAGAGUGCCAUGGAGGAUGAGAAGCUGAAGGACAAGAUAUCCGAAUCCGACAAAACCACCAUCAUGGACAAAUGCAAUGAGGUUAUCCGUUGGCUGGAUGCAAAUCAACUUGCCGAGAAAGAAGAGUUUGAGUCUCAGCAGAAGGAACUGGAAGCAGUUUGCAAUCCCAUCAUGACGAAACUGUACCAGGGAACUGGUGGCAUGCCAGGAGGGAUGCCUGGGGGUUUCCCGGGUGCAGGGGGGCCUGCGCCAGGGGCUGGAGGAGCAGCUGGAGCAGGACCAACUAUCGAAGAAGUAGAUUAAAAGUGAUUUAAUGCGAAGCUUAAGAGCAAGGCUGGCACAAAUUUUCAUGUGUAUAAUAUUCUGUCAGGCAAGUGAAAUUCAAAUUUUUGAAAUGUAUAAUCAUUUCAUUUCAUUGUUUAGAUUGAUAAAAAUGCUGAUGACAUUGGUGUGGAAACAACAGAUAUCAGACAGUCACAUAGUUCUAACAUUUCAAUUUUGUUAAUACUGUUAAAAUUGGAAUGAACAGAGGGAACCUCACAUUCUCGGUAUUCAACUGGAAUGUAGCUUUUUCUCAAACAGUUUGCUAUUCAACCUGAAGAGUAAACUGUUUCCUGAGGAAAAAAAGCUAACAGGUUUCUUCUGUCCAUUCCAGUUUUCAUAGUAUUAAUAAAAUUUAACUAUUGGAACUGUAUAAUUGCUGUUUGUUCAUACAAUUAUUUAUUGAUUGAGAAAUUAAAAAGAAUAUGUUCCUUAUAUUUUUGAAGUUCUAAUUUGAUCUAUAUUCAUUUUUACUCCAUUGUUAAGCAGUCACCUGCCUGAGUUGCAUGGAAUGUGGCUGAUUAUGUUUCAAGGGUUCUGAAAAGUUACCAGUAUUUAGCUAGAUACAGUAAUCCUGAUUUAUGCUUGCAAAUAUAAACACAGGAGCCAUGAAGUUGAGAUGGUGUGUGUAACGCUUCCUGGAACAUGAAUGGGGAAUGGUGUCAUCUGUGAUCUCACUGUAUAUGGAAAUAUUAACUGCAGUUGGAACCAGUGCAGGUAGUGAGGAUGUACACAACUUUUGUUCAGUUUCCGUUCUUCAGCUAGUAGUAAACAGAUUGUGUAAGAAAACAAUAUUUUUACUGAAUUGCAAAGGUCAUUCUAGACUAACCUAACAGUAAAGUUGUGUGACUAGUUUGGAACACAAAAUAAGUUCACAAGUUAGAUGCGUGUAACAUGGGAAUAUUCAUUUUGAACAAAGUUUGUUAACGGUUUACAGAGUGCUAAAGUGUUUUUCCAUGAAGCAAACUGAUAGGAUAGUAAGUUGAAUUACCUUAUUAAUGUUCAGACUGUUUAAGAGUGCUUGCAAAUUCUGUAAGGUCAUUGUAUGCAAAAUAAAAGUGUAUUGACAUGUGUCCUA